AUGACUUUCAAUAAAUCAGUUCUUUCUCUUCAUUUCUGUUUCUUCUAUUCCCUUUUCUUCUUUUUAGCUGCUUUAUUUUUUCUCUUUUUUCCCUUCCACCUUCAGUUACUUUCUUUUCCUCUCAUCUUUUUUAUCCUCUCAUUUACUCUCUAUUUGAUUUUUUCCCUCAUGUUUUCUUGUCACUCUUUGUCUUCUUUUUCACUUAUCUUCUUUCUCUCUGUCUUCCUCUUUCCUUCUCCCUCUUUGUCUUUUGCUCUCUUUCUCUUUCUUUCGUUGUUCUUCUUUAUCUUCUGGCCAUUAUUUUUUCACCUCCCUCUUUUUUUAUCCUUAUCACCUUUUCUCUUUCUUUCACUUUUUCUCUCUUUCUCUCACUUCCUCUUUAUCACUCUCUCUUCUUCUCUCAACCAGAUCUCUAAUCACACUCAGUUUUUCAAUUCACUCUUCUCCAUUUGUCAACUUACUAUUUCUUCAUCAGACCAAAGAUGCUGUUAUUUCCUUCUUCCCUUCCUUUCUAAUCUAUCUACUUAUAUAUUUAUCUCUCAUCUCUAUUCCUUCACAUACACAGUUAUCUCCCUUUCUUUCCAUUUUCUUUGUCUCUUUUACCUUUCUUUUCUCUUGUCUUUUCUUCCUUCAUCCUACCCACCUCCUUCCUUCAUCAGUCUGUGCAUGUUCCUGCAUACUUGA
This is a messenger RNA of Acanthosepion pharaonis, 684 nucleotides long. The record is from the annotation of a GenBank genome assembly. NCBI's taxonomy places the organism in Eukaryota, Metazoa, Mollusca, Cephalopoda, Sepiida, Sepiidae.